Molecule: messenger RNA, 2382 nt
Organism: Besnoitia besnoiti
Lineage: Eukaryota; Apicomplexa; Conoidasida; Eucoccidiorida; Sarcocystidae
Exons: 6
Coding region: 1-2382 (793 amino acids)
Biological process (GO): protein dephosphorylation
Cellular component (GO): protein phosphatase 4 complex; nucleus; cytoplasm
Molecular function (GO): protein phosphatase regulator activity
Source: RefSeq, a predicted model, not a curated record
AUGACGGCAGGUGCACCCGCGUUCGGGGUUCUUCCUCCCGCUCUCGACGGACCCUCCACAGACAGCUCCGAAACCUACAUGGCCGACUCAAGUGUACAUACACCGGCUGACUUUGCCGAGAGCUUGCUCGGCCAGGCGGCAGAGUUGAGUCCACACGAGCCGAGCGAAAAUGUGACCUCCGGACGGGGGUUCGGCGGCAGCCUCGGGCAGCCGUCUACGGAUCUGGUCAAUGAGCACGCUCGGGAAGUUUCCCAUGGAAACAAACUUUACGCGGAAGAGGGACAUGAAAGCGGGGGUGCUGCCGCUAUGGCGUGCGACUCCACAGGGAAUAGGCCUUCACCGUCCGAAAAAGAAGGAGCAGAGGCAAUCAUCUACAGGCUUACGGUGCAGAGAAUCGUUGACUUCAUAAACAUCUACUACUCUCUGAAGACCUCGGUGUCUGCGGCCUCGAGGUGCGCCCGCGAGAGAGACGCGAAAGACCCGGCCAAGUCUGCCGCGCGUGUCCCGUCGGAUUCCUCGUCCGCGGCUUCUUCUCCAGAGAGCAGUCCGCGGCAAGCUGGCCUUCCGCCGCCGUCGGGCGGGCGCAGAGGCCUCCGGUGCGCCUGUCGCUGCGCGUGCUGUGCGGCGGAGGGCGCCGAAUGCAGCCGCGCGCGCAGCGGAGGCGCUGGCGCGUCGCAGGCGUCCGCGGCCGCUACGCAGAAGGACCCGAAGACGCCCUGCGUAGACUUGCCGCAGGAAGGCCUCGACGUUCUGAAGGAGAUUGCGCGAACCGGCCAGUGCCGCUAUCCCUGGGCUCUCGUCAAGACGAUGAUGGCCGCCAAGAUGGAACAGAUGUUCACAGACAUGGCCAAGAGCCGGAUGAAGCGCCGCCUCGCGUUCGACUGGACGACGGCCAGGAACCUCUGCUGCUUCCAGGUCAUGCAGUUCUUGAGGCCUCCUGUCACGGUACAGCGGCUUUGCGAGGUGCUCCUGCGACCGAUGUAUGCGGUCCCAGAAAAAUUCUUCUUUGCCAUGCGAAAGCUUCUCCUCGUACGCGGUUGCCUCUACGAGCCCCUGACGAUUCCCGCCUUCGUUCAGCUGUCCUCGAUUCCGGGUCUGCGCUUCGCAGAGAGUAAGGUGUCUGAACUCUGCUCCGCGACGUUCUGGGUGAAGAAUCCGCGCUCGGGGCUCUACGCGCGGCAAGCCUGUCCGGCGGCGACCGCGUCUCCAAGUUGGGCUCCAGGGGCCGCGCGGAGCCGCGGGAACAGCGGGGCAGAGGGCGCCGCGAGCGGCGAGGAUCCUGAGGCGGACGAGCUGCUGAGGAGGCAGAGAGGAGAGGGUGCUCGCGGAGGCGAGACGGAGGAACCCAGCGCGCCGGCGUCGCAGGAAUGCUGCACGGCGUGCUGCUGCUGCAGAGACUGGCUUAGGGAUAUCGACGACGGCGAGCCUCUUCCGCCGCCGUACAGCGCCUUUCUGCUGGCGCCGUCCGCGCCCUCGAGCUGCCUCGGGGCCGCCAGCGACGCAGGGGACGCGGACGGAGACACUCGCAGCGAUGCGGGCGACGGCAACCGCCCUGCAGCCGCGAACGCGGGGAGCUCCGAGCAGAGGGAAGGUGGCGGAGGCGAGGCGGAAGACGAAACAGGAGGUGAGGGGCGCGACGCAGGCGCCGAAGGGAGCGGCGGAGAAACCUGUGACGAGGAAGCGAUGGCGGAUGCGGACGGCCAAACGGAUUCGUGUGCUGCAGAAGAAAGUGGCGCCGCGUGCGCAGACCAGCUGCCCUCAUGCUCUGUCUCUGCGCCAGCUGCAGAGGCUGCGUCGCCGGCAAGGGCGGAAGAAACAGGCCGGUCUUCGCUGGUCGAUUCCCAAGGAGAGGAGGGGCAGGGACGAGAUGAACUUACGAGACACGCGCGCAACGAGCUCGCGGCUGAGCCUGAGAAAGAAGAUGGCGAACGAAAUGCAAAAAACGUCGUGGAGACCUCCUCUCCACAGACGCGGACGGACGCACUGAAGAGUUGGGCGGCAGGCGAGAGCGCGGCGUCCUCUCCGUCUGAAGCGACGGACGGGGCAAGUGUACGUACACCCCACCCGUCGGAGUCGGGCGGCACGGGUGAGGACGCCGACCAAGAUUCCUCGCAUGCCUUUGCAGAGGGCGAAAAUCUCUCACCGGAAAUGGGGACUGCGCGAAACGGCCGGCCGUCUGCCGGUGCAGCGGACGCGCUCAGCCUCGCUGCGGAAGAACAUGCGGAGUUGCUGGCGGGAGGUGCAGGGAGCAGGGCUUCUUUGAGUAAAGAAAAAGAGGCGAGCGCGCAGACGCAGAGCGAGUUGACGUGGACGAGGAGGAGAAAAGAAGCGCGAGAGGGCGACGAGGGAGGCGAGUGUCAGACCAAGAAACAAAAGUGUUAG